AUGUCACAUGAUGCUUAUCCCUUCAAGCUAACAUCCUCCUCUCCCUACUAUUCAUGGCUCCUUCCUGGUAUUUCAUGGCUCUUCCUGGCCCUCCUUCAAGUUGUUGGCCCUCUUUCCUGGUCCUCUUCCUUCCUGGCCCUUCAUGGUUCCUUCCUGGUCCUUCCUGGUCCUGUAUGGCUCCUCCCUGGCCCUCUUCCUCCCUGGUUCUCCCUCCUGGCCCUUCCUGGCUCCUCCUGGCCCUUACCUGGACCCUCUCUGGCCCUUCCUGGUUCCUUCCUGGCCCUCCUUCCUGGCCCUUCCUGGCUCCUCCCUGGCCCUCCUCUCUGGUCCUCCCUAGCCUUUCCUGAUGGUUCUUUUUCUCUCUCUUGA
Suillus subaureus is the source of this 369-nucleotide messenger RNA. RefSeq lists its product as uncharacterized. The record is from RefSeq and is a predicted model, not a curated record. The transcript has 2 exons. NCBI's taxonomy places the organism in Eukaryota, Fungi, Basidiomycota, Agaricomycetes, Boletales, Suillaceae. The coding region runs from base 1 to 369 and encodes 122 amino acids.